CAGCACGGGGCCGCCUCGGGUACGUUCGGGUACGUUCGGGUACGUUCGAAUUCGGGGGAGGGAAGGAGGCGAGACGCCGGGGCGGGGCGGGGCGGGGGAACGACAUACCAGCGGAGACCGAUAGAAGAAGAGCGAGAGCCCGUGCUGCUGCUGCUGCGCUCAUCGAUGGUCGGGGCGUAUCGACGGACGAGGACGUGUGCGCACAGAUUUCGAACGUGUUACAGCGAAUCUUAUUUGUGCCCGCGAUUUGGUGGGGCAUCUGGUGGUGCUAUCGAGAGCGGAGGUUUUCUCGUUCGAGAGUUGACGAAUGAUUGCCGUGGCGCAGAGUCAGAGAGAGAGAGAGAGAGAGAGAGAGAGAGAGAGAGAGUCCGUGAGGUCCGACGAUCAGGGUUUACAAGAUUGUCGUGUAUUGCCUUUCUGACGGGAGGAAUUGAGUUCUGCCUCAUUCGCGGGAGAGCAGCGUGUCAGAUGGUGAUUGGAAUUAGGGGGAAUUGUGCAGGUGUGAAUGAAGUUCAGGACGUUGGGAUCAUCGACAUGGGCAGAAUGGUUUAGCUGGAGUUGCGUGGUACCUUGUGGUCGGUGGUGGAUCCGCUCUCCGGAUUCUGGAAGAUUUUAGAGCUUGAGUCGCGGGGGUGCAUAAAUGCGACACGAAAGAGACGGACAGGAGGUCUUAGAGUCUGAGUAUGAAAGGUCAGGCCCCAGUUUGCUCGGGGAAUGGUGUUUUGUUGCCCAGUCACGCGUCGAGAUUCUUCAAUGGCCGACGCAGUGGAGAUACGCAGAUGUGGGACAUGUACUGUGAAUAUGCGGGUUUUUGGAGUUCAUGGGACAGAGUCAUGUGCGCUGCAAGGAUUUGGGGAAGAUAUCCUUCUCAUAUUCAUUAGGUAUUUCGGGAACAGAUGAUUCACUUGGUCGCAUCAAAGCACGUCUUGCUGCUCUCUCAGCAUUUGCUGAGUCACAAGGAUUAACAGGGCAGGCUGCCUUUGAUGGACUUAGGCGCCUGAACGCAGAUCUGCACGAAGAGCUCAUGGAUACUCGUCACUUCUCUCUCUUCUAUCGCUUCGUCUUUUUUAUGUGCCGAGAAAGAGGACAAAAAAGCAUUUCUGUUAACACAGCUGUUGCUGCAUGGAGGUUAUCAUUAACUGGGCGCUUCAGACUACUUGACCAGUGGUGUGCCUUUGUUCUGAUUCAUCAGCGAUAUUCGAUCUCAGAAGACACUUGGAGACAAGUUUUAGAGUUCAGCCGGAGUGUGCAUGAAGACUUGAGCAAUUAUGAUCCUGAGGGUGCCUGGCCAGUUCUAGUGGAUGAUUUUGUGGAUAAUAUGUACAGAAAAGCUUCUUGUCCCUCAUGCAGUACGGAGUCCACAGUGUUGUGCGAAUGCGGCGUGAAUGUGCUGGCUAAGUUAACCUCUGAAGAUGAUUCACAAUCAGCUGCCCCUUUGAGCAAAGCUUCCACUUUACCAGGAAUGGCCGCUUGUGCCGGGAGCAAGCGGAGGAGAAAGGAUCCAAAGGACGAGGCAGCUCAAGUGGCUUCAGUCAAUAAUAUCGCUCAGCUUCUUGCUGAUAUGCCCAGUCCGCUUUCAUGUAAAAGAGUGAAAUCCAGCAAUGCUACGGUGGAGGUGCAGGAUCCAAUGGAAGAAGUUUCGGAUGAUCAAAUGCAACCGUCUAAUUAUUGGGAACAAGGACAAUACGUGGGAGGAGGUCAUUCUAUCGAUGAUGAGAUGUCACAAGGAAGUAUACUCGGGUCACCUGCUUCAAGCAACAAAACGUGGGGCAACUGUGAGAUGUUCCAUGCUCCCUCUGCUUGGUACAAGUUCGAGGGUAGGGCUUCACCUGGAAGGGUUUGUUCCAGUCCUCACACGCAGGAGGUACUGAACUGUGUUCUGAAACAUCCUCCGAUCACUGUAGUUUCCCACAUGCCAUUUUUUUGACUCCCGCUAUUUAUUUGUCCUGACGACAUUCUUACAUCCUCGUCAGCCACAAGUCAUUUUUUGAUCGUUAGCUAAGCUUACAAGAGGUGAAUCAUUUGGAGAAAUUGAGUACAGGAAAUCAUGUGAAUUGAGAUGCGUAUAGAAGUUAGGGUUUCUGUAACUCAGGGGGUGCUCCAAACCCCAGGAAGCACAAUCGAACGAGCAGCACUACGUACGGGACAUACACAGGACUGGCCAACUCAACCAGAUGGCCUCUACCGAUCUGGUUUUGUACAUCAUAGUGAAACUCGUAUUGUGCAAUUUUGUAUCAUGAAUGUUUUUCUUGUCUU
Molecule: messenger RNA, 2256 nt
Organism: Marchantia polymorpha subsp. ruderalis
Lineage: Eukaryota; Viridiplantae; Streptophyta; Marchantiopsida; Marchantiales; Marchantiaceae
Source: the annotation of a GenBank genome assembly